AUGACUUUUGAUAAUAAUGAAGAAUAUGAGGAGGAGGAAUUAAUAGCCCAACGACAUUAUGUAGUAUUUGGAGACCAAGAUGAUUUAACCCUUUUGGCCAAAAGUAAUCCCAAACAAAUUUCUUUGGAACACACCACAAUAGAAAAUCAUCACAUCCCAGUAGAAAAUCCAAUGCCAAUACGACAGCGUACAUAUCGAGUAGCUCCCUUAGAACAAGAAUUCAUUAAAGAAGAA
Messenger RNA from Funneliformis geosporum, 234 nucleotides. The record is from the annotation of a GenBank genome assembly. NCBI's taxonomy places the organism in Eukaryota, Fungi, Glomeromycota, Glomeromycetes, Glomerales, Glomeraceae.